Polyodon spathula (Mississippi paddlefish) is the source of this 3518-nucleotide messenger RNA. Its product is annotated as sodium channel protein 60E-like. Gene Ontology annotation, biological process: sodium ion transmembrane transport; neuronal action potential; membrane depolarization during action potential. The transcript is spliced from 13 exons. Lineage: Eukaryota; Metazoa; Chordata; Actinopteri; Acipenseriformes; Polyodontidae. Gene Ontology annotation, molecular function: voltage-gated sodium channel activity. Gene Ontology annotation, cellular component: voltage-gated sodium channel complex; plasma membrane. The record is from RefSeq and is a predicted model, not a curated record. Bases 1 to 3039 code for a protein of 1012 amino acids.
AUGGGCAACUUGACCCUGAUAGUGGUCAUCGUGAUUUACAUCUUUGCUGUGAUUGGGAUGCAGCUCGUAGGCCGUGACUAUUUAAAAAAGGAAGCCUUCCCGGACCAGCAAGUCCCACGAUGGAAUUUCAUUUAUUUCUAUUCUUCCUUUCUAAUGGUGUUCCGGAUUCUUUGUGGAGAGUGGGUGGAGCCUCUGUAUGACUGUAUGCGCUGUUCCAAAAUGUACUUCUGCAUCCCGCUGUUCUUAAUGACAUACAUAGUAGGCAACUUCCUGGUGUUGAAUCUAUUCUUGGCUCUCCUUCUUAACUUCUUUGCCGGAGAUAUCUUCACAGCAGAUACAUCAGAGUCUGUUCCCAUGAAGAUGAAAAUGCAAAAAUUCACGUCUAUGCUGAAAAUGCGAAAUAAGCAAGUUCCUUCUGAUGCAAAAACCGAACCUACUCCCCAAAACAGCCAACUGUCUGGAGGGUCAAAGACCACAAAUAGCAAGGAAGACUGUGGCUCUGAUGUUAAACAGAAGAAAAACAAAUGCCCUCCGAACCGGUCAUCACAUGAAGAGAUCCCCACUGUCAGUGCACAGUGCCGAAAAUAUGAAAAUGGAUCUGCAGUUAUGGUGCUGGAAACAGUGGAGGAAGUUCAAGUAGAACCUGAAAUAGAACAAGUCCAUUCAGUGAUCGGGAAAAGCAAAGAGAAAAGUAAAAAGCAGCCCGUGGAGCACACGGUGACAGAGGAGAAAAAGCAAAAUGCAGAGGUGGAAGAGCUGGAGGAGAUGAAGCAACAAAGCGUGAUGCAGCCAUGUGUACCAGCCCUCUGCUGCAGGCAUUGCUCCUGCUGUGAGUCAUGGCAAGUCUACAGCUCUUUGAGGCACCCUGUCUUCAAACUGGUCAAGCACUCUCUGUUCGAGGGGAUCGUCCUGUUCAUCAUUCUCGUCAGCACAAUAACACUGACAGUGGAUGACAAAUAUACCAAGAAGAACCCCAAGAUUCAGGAAGUGCUGCGUUACCUGGACCACUUCUACCUGGCCUUCUUCAACUUGGAAAUGGUGCUGAAAAUAAUAGGCCUCGGGGUGACAAGCUACUUCACCGAUGUGUGGACAUUGCUGGACUUUCUUCUGGUUGUGAUUGGUUGGCUGGGUGUGCUGAGCAGCAGCAUCAAAUCCCUCCGAUCCCUGAGAUCCUUCCGAACUCUUCGCGCUUUGAGACCCCUGAGAGCCAUUUCUCGUUGGGAAGGAAUGAGGCUGGUUGUAAAUGCCUUGAUUUCCUCAAUACCCUCCAUCUCAAAUGUCAUGCUGGUCUGCUUGGUGUUCUGGCUUAUAUUUGGCAUUAUAGGAGUUCAAAUCUACGGGGGGAAAUUCUUCCAGUGUGUGGACAGCAAUGGAAUCAGGCUGCCCGUUGAUAUUGUGAACAACUAUACAGAUUGCAAAGCAAAUGAAGACAAGGGCUAUGAGUGGAAGAACGAAGCCAUUCACUUUGACAACAUCAUGGCCGCCUAUUUGGCUCUCUUGCAAGUGUCAACAUUUGAAGGCUGGAUUGAAAUUAUGGCCAGUGCUGCUGAUGCAAGAGGGAUCGACCUACAGCCUGACACUGAUGCAAACACCUAUAGUCUUUUGUAUUUCGUUGCCUUUAUUGUUGUGGGGACGUUUUUCACACUAAAUUUGUUCAUUGGUGUAAUCAUUGAUAACUUCAAUACAGUGCAUAAAAGGUCCAGGAAGGAAGGUGCCUUGGUCAUGCUUUUGACAGAAGAUCAGAGACACUUGUAUGGAGCCUUAAAACGGGUUUCUAAAGUUAGACCAACCAAAAUGAUUCCUUGUCCAAAAAAUGUCGUUUUAUUAUUCUUUUACAAAGUGGUGCAUCACAAAUAUUUCGAACCCCUGACAAUUCUUUUGAUAGUUUUAAACAUGUUUCUUAUGACAAGUGAGCAUUAUGGGCAAUCUGACAGUUUUAUUCAAGCCCAGGAUGUGGUGAGUCUGGUAUUCACGACUCUGUUUACUGUUGAAGCUGUCAUCAAGCUCCUGGGACUGCGACUGUAUUACUUUACUCGCCCCUGGAAUGUCUUUGAUAUUUUAGUGGUCACAGUAUCCAUUGUAGGAAACUUAUUGGAGAAGGCAGCAGAAAACAUCUCCUUCUCCCCCACUAUUCUGCGUGUGUUCAGAGUGGCACGGCUGGGACGGCUGCUGAGACUUGUCAGGUCCCUCAAAGGAAUACGGAGGUUGCUCUUCACUCUGAUCAUGUCUAUCCCUGCCCUGUUUAACAUUGGGGUCCUUCUACUCCUGGUCAUGUUCAUUUACUCCAUUCUGGGAAUGACGUUGUUUCAAGACCUGCCCAGAUCAGGAUCCAUCAAUGAAAUUGUGAACUUUGAAACCUUUGCAAACAGCAUGUUGUUGUUGUUUAGACUAACCACGGCAGCUGGCUGGAAUGAUGUUCUCCAGCAAAUCAUGAAAAGUGACACCCAGCCAGCCUUUGUGUGCAUUUUGUACAUGUCCUCCUACAUAUUGGUCACUUUCAUCGUCAUCGUCAACAUGUAUGUAGCUGUUAUUCUGGAAAACUUUACUGAAGUCCAGGAACAAGAGCUGGAAGGAGUCACAGAUGACCACAUUGACAUGUUUUACGAGGAGUGGAGUAAGUAUGACCCGUCUGCCACAGAGUUUAUCAGUUUGGAACAGCUGCCAGACUUUCUCGAUAGUCUCAAGUCUCCUUUGAAAAUACCAAAACCAAACGCAGUCAAGAUUGCAGCCUUAAACCUUCCCAUAACCAGCGAGAACAAGCUGCACUGCCUAGAUAUACUGAGAGGGAUCAGCUGUGUGAUCGUGGGCAGAGUAGAAGAAACAGACCCUUUGAAGAAACUGCAAGUGCAAAUAACCACAAGGACACUGAAGAGGUUCCCGAUCCGCAACAACAUGCCGGCCAGCACCACCACACUGAUGUUACGCAGGGAAUUCAAGGCUGCCUUGACGAUCCAGAGAGCGUUCCGGAAGUGGCAAUUGCGUCGGAGACACCUCACUGCCCACAAGCGCAAGGACUGGAAGUCUCAGUCCUCCUUCUAGAGAAAUUCAAGGAGCUUGUAAUUCACCAAACCAAUCUCUGAUUUCAUUUCAUGCCAAGACUACAAAUAACAGGCUUUUUGAUCCAGCAAAUGAGGGUCAAAUAUGCAAUAGUGAAGUAUAUAUCUUUUGGAGGGCUCAUGUUCUAUCGUUUCUAACGGUACAACCCUAAUCAGAAACCUGUACAUGUUUUAUCAUAGGCUCACUGGAACAGCCUAAUCAUGAACGAGUACGUAUUUCAUCAUAGGCUCAUUCGAACAGUUUGCAACAAACUAAUGUUUACGGUACUCACUUGUGAUAAAUUAUAAUGUGUUUGUACUGUAAUGUUUGAUUAUUGUAAAAGUUUAAAUCAGCUGAUUGAAACUGUUGAGACUAAAGGACUGUUGUUAUUUGUAACAUUGUAAAGCACAGAUUCAUCUCUUUGGGGCUAACACAUGACAUACUUACAUCGUGGUAGUGAUUGAUUCAUUAAUAUUCCAAGU